CUUUUUUUCUUAUUGAUAUUAUUUCUUUACUUUUACUCCCCUUUCCUUUUUAAUAUUACACAUAUAUCUGGAGAGAAAAAAUAAAAAGAAGACAAGCGAUUAGAGAAACAAACAAAGCCCAUGUCUCAUUCUAUUAAUUCUCUCUUUGACGACGAGGAGUCGAGUUGGACACCUUUUCCUGACAAUAAUAUCAACAGUAGUCGACGACCUAGUUUAUUACCACACCCUUCUGACCUGAGAACAUGGAGUUUUCGAGAAGAAGAAAAAGACCUGUUCUCACCCGGUUUUCAUCAUGUGGUGGCAGAGGAAGAGGCUUUUGAAAGGACUCGAAGCAAAUCAUCCGCAGCCAUCAUGGAUAUCUGGAACACCACCGCUGAUGAACCACAAGAAGAUUCUACAUGGAGAGCAGUGCAUUAUAGAUUUGAACAACGUAGAUUAUCCCUUGGACCCACUGUGUCAUCAUUAGAAAGGUGUGUGUGUGUGUGCGUGUGUGUGUGUGAAAUUUAUGCAUGUCUUAUUAAUCACAUCAUUUUGGAAAUCAGACGUCAUUCAUUAGCAGGUUCAAUGAGCUCAUUACUAGAAUUAGAGAGUCUAUCCGUUCGAGAAAGACCCACAUCAAUCAUACCAGUGAACGAAUCAGACUUAAAGAACACGGACGAGAUGGGUAAAGGUACACGAUUAGACGCCGAUGUGCUGAUGGAUGCUGUAUUUUAUGUGGUAGAAUUUAAAGGAGGUCGAUGGGAUGUGUUUUACAGUGCCUGUAACUAUAAAAAGAAUGAACUGGUGAUUGUCGAGGCGGAUCGAGGUCAUGAUUUGGGUAAAAUCAGUAUAGACAAUAUAUCAAGAGAUCAAUUAAAAGAAUACUAUACCUUAUUAAAGAACAUUAAUCAUAACACUGGCGAAUUAAAUACUACCGACGGUAAACUGCUUUAUCAACAACAUGAAAUUUUUAUCAAAUCCAUCUUUCGUACUGCUCUCAACGAUGAAAUCACUCUAUUAAUGGCUAAAAGUCAGGAUGAAGCCAAGGCCCUUAUGGUCUGUCAAUCCAAAAUUAAGCAAAAGAAGCUAAAUAUGCAGGUGGUCGAGGCUGAAUAUCAAUGGGAUAGACGUAAGCUGACUUUUUAUUUUGUUGCUGAGAAACGGGUUGAUUUUCGUGAAUUGGUGCGAGAAUUAUUCAAACUAUACAAGACUCGUAUUUGGAUGUGUGCCGUCAAUUCCAUAAAAGCCAUUUAAAUAAAAUAACAUAUUAUUUUAAUC
Messenger RNA from Mucor mucedo, 1257 nucleotides. RefSeq names its product PSP1 C-terminal conserved region-domain-containing protein. Bases 121 to 1233 code for a protein of 370 amino acids. The transcript has 3 exons. Lineage: Eukaryota; Fungi; Mucoromycota; Mucoromycetes; Mucorales; Mucoraceae. Gene Ontology annotation, cellular component: cytoplasm. The record is from RefSeq and is a predicted model, not a curated record.